AGCCCAGCCAUGCCCGUGUACGGCUGCUGCGAGAACCCAAAAUGGACGCCACCGUCAUCGCCAUCGCCAGCGACGGAGACGACCGCCGCCGCCCCCUCCUCGCCCCCGCCGAAGAGAUCCAUCCUUAUCCCGAAUCCCCUCCCCCACAGCAUCCACCUCCGUUGGAGGGGACGGCGGCGGCGCAGUUCGAGAAGCAGCGAAAACCACAGCGGUUGGCCUCGCUGGACGUGUUCCGCGGCUUCACCGUCGCCAUGAUGAUACUGGUGGACGACGCGGGCGGGGCGUGGCCGGGGAUCAACCACGCGCCGUGGUUCGGGGUGACGGUGGCGGACUUCGUCAUGCCCGCCUUCCUCUUCAUCAUCGGCGUCUCCGCUGCCCUCGUCUUCAAGAAAAUGCCAAACAAGACCGAAGCAACUAAGAAGGCUGCAGUUAGGGCUUGCAAGCUUUUCAUCUUGGGUGUGAUUUUGCAAGGAGGAUACAUUCAUGGACGACACAAAUUAACAUAUGGUGUCGAUUUGGAUCAUAUUCGAUGGCUAGGUGUGUUGCAGAGGAUAACUAUUGGAUACUUUCUAGCAGCAAUUUCAGAGAUUUGGCUUGUCAACAAAAAAUCGGUGGAUUCAGCUGUUUCAUUUGUGAAGAAAUACUUCAUGGAGUGGAUCAUGGCCAUAAUGAUUGCAGUACUGUAUGUUGCCUUGAUGUUUGGCCUUUAUGUUUCAAAUUGGGAAUUUGAAGUUCAAACUAGUAAUUCAACUGUUUCAUCUCCAAGCAACAAAGUUGAAAUUAAGAUGAUCCAAUGUGGAGUUAGUGGUAGUUUUGAACCACCUUGCAAUGCAGUUGGCUUCAUAGACCGAGUAUUGCUCGGUGAAAAUCACCUUUACAAGAACCCAGUGUAUAAAAGGACUAAGGAAUGCAGUAUUAAUUCUCCUGAUUACGGACCGCUUCCUCCAAAUGCACCAGAUUGGUGUCUGGCUCCAUUUGAUCCUGAGGGUUUGUUAAGUACACUGAUGGCUGCAGUGACUUGCUUUGUUGGUUUGCAUUUUGGACAUGUUUUAAUUCAUUGCAAGAUUCAUUCACAGCGAAUGCUAUUAUGGCUACUAGCUUCAAUGGUGUUGACAGUCUCUGGAUUUUUACUGCAAUUAUUAGGCAUGCCUUUCAGCAAGCCUUUGUAUACAGUGAGCUAUAUGCUAUUAACUGGUGGAGUAUCUGGAUUUCUGCUGUUGAUGCUAUACUACAUAGUUGAUGUUGUUCAUAUUAAGAAGCCAUUUAUUCUCUUCCAGUGGAUGGGCAUGAAUGCACUUAUAGUCUAUGUUCUGGCUGCUUGUGAGCUGUUCCCUACGCUUAUUCAAGGGUUUUAUUGGCGGUCACCUGAGAACAACCUGGUGGAUAUGACUGAAUUGCUGCUCCAGACCAUCUUCCAUUCGAAACGUUGGGGCACCUUGGUAUUCGUCCUACUGGAGAUCAUCUUUUGGUGCUUGGCCGCUGGCUUCCUCCACAUGAAAGGCAUAUACUUGAAAUUGUAGAACCAAUCAUCAGCGUCCUGUGAUGCCACCUUUCCUUGUAAAUAUUGGUGUAGCAUUUCCACAACCUGUUCAUAAUACUGGCAAGUAACUGAAGUAAGUACCCCACCAUGUCUGGUGCCAACACAAGGAUUCUGUGACUAAAUAAGUGUGAUGUACUGUUGUCGAUUUUAGGAGGUUGGCCCCAUGAUCUCUUCUGCCUCCAAACAACAACUUCCUGCUAGAAGUCGGAAGCCAUGUCGUUGUUCUAUUUUUCUUGUACCAAAAAUUGUGAAGCAGCCUACCGUUGCUGGAUACACCUGUUGUUUCUUGUGUGAGAUGAGAUCAAUGGAAUCUUAUUAUUGUGGCAUCA
Messenger RNA from Phragmites australis (common reed), 1869 nucleotides. RefSeq lists its product as uncharacterized. The transcript has 13 exons. NCBI's taxonomy places the organism in Eukaryota, Viridiplantae, Streptophyta, Magnoliopsida, Poales, Poaceae. The record is from RefSeq and is a predicted model, not a curated record. Bases 42 to 1520 code for a protein of 492 amino acids.